Messenger RNA from Sphaeroforma arctica JP610, 1074 nucleotides. RefSeq lists its product as hypothetical. The coding region runs from base 37 to 1074 and encodes 345 amino acids. The transcript has 7 exons. NCBI's taxonomy places the organism in Eukaryota, Ichthyosporea, Ichthyophonida. Gene Ontology annotation, molecular function: protein binding; zinc ion binding. The record is from RefSeq and is a predicted model, not a curated record.
GGGCCAACUUUAGAGCUUCUGAGAAAAGAUCGAGCCAUGCAUGAGAGAGAGUGCCCAUACAGGCCUGUGGCAUGUCCCAAUGGGUGUGAAGCCCAUCUACUCGAGAACAAUUUACAGUCUCAUUUGAAGAUAUGCAGCAACGCCCUUGUCAGGUGUGAUCUGGAAUGUGGGGUCAGUAUCAAACGGCACGAACACGCCAAACACCAGGCCAACCACUGCCCCAACUUUGUGACGGAGUGCUGUGUAGAUGACUGUCGCACUAAGGUGUUAAGGUGGCGGUUACAAGACCACAUGAACAAGCACGUGUCUGAACUUCAUCACUCAGCCAAUGAAAAUGCAGCGAAUUUACGACGCGCAAUGACGUCGGUGGCACAGCGCUUCGGCAAAGUCAACCACAGCACCAAUGAGAUGCGAUUGCAGCACGACUUGUCAGAUAUUGCACUGAAUGAGUUCUGGGAGCGCCGGUCAACGAUACAAGGAUUCUCCACGCCCAUGUCGCCGUUCGUGGCUACCGUGUACUUAUUAAGCACGUGGUACUUAGAUAUCGUCUCAUACCAAACUGGAUUCCUGAUUGUGGCAAUGAUUGUGAUAUUUGAGCUGAAAAUGCGCGACACCUGGAAGACGCUGGUAGCGGCAUCAACCGCCAAAUCGAUACCAAUGCAAAUACAAUCCUUCCGAGAACAUGUGGAGAAGGGUGAACGAUACACGUCUGCGCUCUUUAUUGCCGAUGGAUAUCAGUGCCAAUUAGAAGUGGUGGCGGUUGUCGCGGCGAAAGGCAAAGGGACUGACAGGAGGCUUGUGGUCAGAUUAAACGUUUUCAGUGCGGACAUUGACGAUUGGCUGGUUUGGCCGCCAAAAUUCUCGGCGUCCUUGUCGGUUUUAGGGGCCAAUGGAGCCAAAUCCCGAUUCCCGCUGGUGAUGGCAAGCGGCCCGAAUAAUUGGCAACCCACACCAAAAAGUGUGCCCAGGGGUUCAUUUAGGACGACCUUAGGUACCGCACAAACUCUGAUGAAGAAAGGGUUAGUGGUCAAGGACACCUUAUUGGGAGUGUGUCACAUAGCGUCGCAUACGUAA